UGUCAGCCCGCGGACUGCGAAAGAGGGCGUCGGCGCCAAGAAGAGGACCUUGAAGAUGUUUCACUUCUCUUUCAUGUCUCUUUUGGAAAGCGCUACGCUAAAAGCUUUGAUUUCCACCGUGCCACACCACAGUCAGGUGGCUUUCAUACAUGGUACAUGAGACGACUUCCUGUUCUUGGUGUCGCCGCUGAAAUCAAGCUUCCUGUCACCCAACGUUAAGGUAAAGUCAGCCUCGUUCGGCGUGACAUCACUCUCACUUGACUCGGGCAGAGGCGAGGUUUUUCGGCUUUGGGGAACAAAUCCAGGAAGCUGCGUCAACAGAUAAGACACCAAACGUGACUUGUGUAUGGUGUUGGGUGGCACACAUGGAGGGUCUGUGUGGUCUCUGGACCCUGCUGCUGUGGGCUACUAUCAGGUCUUCGGCCUCCUUUACUACUCCCGUUCCUUCAAAGGAGGCCUCACGCACAACCUUUUCAAACAGCAACCCAUUCAUUUGGCCAUCCCCAAACACCCUUCAGAUCUCAAAUGAAGUGCCAAAUACGACUGCAGCCUCUCCACCAACCCAGUGCUCCUACAAUGUUACAAACAUCAAGUAUGGCUUCAGGUUUGACAUUGCCAGCUCUCUCCCUGGCUCAUACACAAUCGUUUUGACUGAAAAUGCCAUGCCGGUGACCAGCUCGCUGGUGAAUGCCUCCACCGAGACAUCAGUCGAAAUCCCAAAUCUAAAGCCGUGCACUGCAUAUGAGCAUGGAGUUGAAUAUCUUGCAGAUGAUGGCAAGAGAGAAUCUUGUAUCUUAAGCAACGGUGUUCCGAAUCCAUCCUUGACAGACCCAAUAAGCGAAGAGGAAAUCACUGUUUGCAAUGUCUGUCAUCCGGCCACUAAUCAAUGGGAUCUCAGCACAUCGCAAUUACUUCCAAAAAAUGCUCGUUUAGAGCCAUGUGACGGGAAAGUGUGCAUCAGACCGCCCUACAAUGACAUUUGCUCUCAUCUCACAAUGAAGUUCAUUUGUGGAAGUGGACAACAAAAUGUCCACAACCUAACGAGGUUCAUCCAUGCAGGUGCCCUUUCUAGAUUUGCAGAGGAAAAUUCAAUACCGCAGUAUACUCCCUCUACACUUCCUGCAAACAUCACAGCUGAUUUACCUCCCAAAUGCACCAAUCUCUCUGUUGUUUACUCCUGUCAAGCUGGUGGAAAACUCAGGAAUGUUUCGGAUCUGGAACCCUUCACAAACUACAACUGCACCGGUCGGAUCAAUGAGGGUGAUGUCAUCAGAGUAACCCUGUCACCGAUCUCUUUCGAGAUUAAUUGUGAUCUUAAAAUCACAACGAUGACAAACACGACUAAUACCACCAUUUCACUGAAAUGGACAACAGCAAGUGAGAAAUGCAGUGAUGUCAUACCUCACCUCGAUCGGCUCUCAUAUAAAUGUAUCUGUCAAUCUCGAAAAGGAGGACCGAUGCAAAGAAUGGUUUUUUCAGGUGUUUUUGGCUGUAAAUUUGACGGCUUAGCUCCGUUUACUGAUUAUAUCUGUGAAAUCCAACCCAUGUACGGGGAUAAGACUGUUGGUCAAGCAAGUAAAAAUGCCUUGACUACUGACGUUGGAGUGCCAGAAGGCAUCACUGCUCUCCAAGCAGUUGUUGUAGACAAUAAUAAUAUUCAAGUGACCUGUGGCCAUUCAAAUCGUUUUAAUGGACGGAUGAAGAAAUUCAAAGCAAGACUUCAUCAGGGGAGUACACCCGUGGAACAGACAAAUACGGAAUGUAAAUUCUUUUUCAGAGACCUGAGCUAUUCUACGACCUAUAUAGCAGAGAUAUUUGUAUCCAACGAGCUCUUCGACAGUAAAAGCUGGGAACAAAGUGUAGGAACUUCUUACAAUGACAGAGCCCUUACAGGGUUUCUUAUCUUCCUCAUCAUUUUCACAUCUGUGGCACUACUUGUGGUCGUCUACAGGAUUUAUGUUGUGAAAUGCCGAAGGUUCCGAGACAUGAGUGAAGACAUUCCUCUAAUCGCCAGUGCAACUUCUGUGGAGCCAAUCGAAGCCAACAUCUUGCUAGAAGCAUACAAAAGGAAACUCGCUGAUGAGGGACGCCUUUUUCUGGCUGAGUUUCAGAGUAUCCCCAAAAUUUUUACCCGGUACACAGUGAGAGAGGCCAAGAAAAACUGCAACAUCCUCAAGAACCGUUAUGCGGACAUCCUGCCAUACGACUACAGCCGAGUCCACCUGAGCACAGGAAACGGAGAGGCCGGAUGCGACUACAUCAACGCCAGCUUCAUUGAUGGCUACAAGGAAUCCAAGAAGUACAUAGCAGCUCAAGGCCCAAAGGAGGAGACUGUCUGUGACUUCUGGAGGAUGAUCUGGGAGCAGCAGUCUUCUGUCAUCGUCAUGGUGACGCGCUGUGAAGAGGGAAACAAGAACAAGUGUGUGCAGUACUGGCCUUCUUUUGACCGCGAGACGGAGAUAUUUGAGGAGUUUGUUGUCAAGCUCAAUUCGGAGGAUCACUUCCCUGAUUAUUCUAUCCGCCGUCUUAACCUAACUAAUAGGAAAGACAACUCCGAGCGAGAGGUGACCCACAUCCAGUUCCUCAGUUGGCCCGACCACGGCGUACCGGAGGAGCCCUACCUCCUCCUGAAGCUCAGACGCCGCGUUAACGCCUUUAAAAAUGUUUUCAGCGGGCCCAUUGUCAUCCACUGCAGCGCCGGUGUGGGCAGGACGGGCACCUACAUCUGCAUUGACGCCAUGAUAGAGUGUUUGGAGGCUGAGAGAAAAGUGGACAUCUACGGAUACGUUUUCAAUCUCCGCAAACACAGAUGUCUCAUGGUUCAAGUGGAGGCCCAGUACAUCCUGAUUCACCAGGCCUUGUUGGAGCACAACCAGUUUGGAGAGACUGAAAUCUCACUGUCAGAACUCCACAGUGCAAUCACCAUACUUAAAGAGAGCUCUGCCGAUGAACCAACAUUACUGGAAGAUGAGUUCCAAAGACUUCCCAUCUACAAGUGGAAGACAUUCAACACCGGGAUCACAGAGGAGAACAAAAACAAGAAUCGCUGUUCAUCGAUCAUCCCAUAUGAUUACAACAGAGUGUUGCUGAGGCUGGAUGAAAAGCAGAAUCAGGAUAGCAGCCAUGGUGAAUGUCACGAGGAAGAGUCAUCUGAUAGCGAAGACGAUGAGGAGUCCACAAUAUACAUCAACGCCUCCAAUAUUCACGGCUACUGGGGCCCCCGCAACUUUAUCGUAGCACAGACUCCUCUGGCCAACACCGUCGGUGACUUUUGGUUGAUGGUUUACCAGAAGAAGAUAUCCACCAUCGUCAUGCUUUCAGGGGCGAGUCCUGAUGAAAAGGAAUCGGCGUACUGGGAUAUGGAGAACACUGGCGAUAUUGAGGUUGAGGUGACAUCUACAAACGCCUCUCCAAAUGUCAUCAAGCGUAACAUGUUGAUUCGUCACCUCAAGAGGAAAGAGAGUCGGGUGGUGAGGCACGUGCAGUUCCUGAAGUGGGACAAUAGUUUGCUGCCGGAAAAACCUCAAGAUCUGACUGACAUGAUUAAAGACAUCAGGCAAACUUGUGACUGCGGCAGGAAUCAAAAAGCCCCUCCAGUUGUGGUCCACUGCAGUGACGGCUCAUCACGUUGCGGUGUGUUCUGUGCUCUGUGGAACCUGCUCGACAGCGCUGAGACUGAAAAGGUCGUGGAUGUUUUCUACGUGACCCGAACCUUGAAGAAGGAGCGCCAGGGCAUGAUCACAAGUCUGGACCAGUACCAGUUUUUGUACGAUGCAAUGGACGCGGCCUAUCCUGUCCAGAACGGCGCAGUCAAAGCGCCCCGGACCUCUGAAAUGGACUCUGUCCAGUUAGUGGAUGAAUGCACAACAACGGGGCAGAAGAGUGAAGAGGCUUCAGAAAUAGCCUGCAUUACCGAGGUGGGCCAGCAAGGGAUGGCAGAGAGCGAUAAUGAGGCACUCCAGGUAAGGCAGGAUGAGAAAAAUGUGUACGAACAUGUAUCCAGCGUUCUCGCAGAGACCCCACUUGAGGACAGUGGCACUCAGGAGAUGUGAGAUUUGCAGCAAUACGUGCUUCCGUGUGGGACAGUCAUUGUGCCGGAUUUCAUUUUUUUAGAGGUCUUAGUCCAAACCUUCAGCUUUUUAGGGAUCUGUCCAAGUUAGAAGUGAGUAAUAUGAGGAACCCGCCAUCUUUUUAACAAUUAACACAUCUUUUCUUUUUGGAAUGCUUUGAGGUUUAAGAAUGAUGACAAACACAUCAAUGGUAAACCUACCACUAUUACGUCAGAAUAUCUCAAAAUAAUUGUCCAUACUUGAGUACAUCACUCCUUCGUUUUGAAAUUUACUUUAAACGUUUGUAUUUUUUUAUGUUACUGCAUUCAUGACUAUAGUAUGUUCCUACAGAUUUUUCAAACUGGUCCUCAAUGUCCAAUAUUGUCUCUGCUAUCAUGCCUAUUGUUUGAUAGUCAUAUUGUAAAAAAAAAAAAAAAAAGAUUAAGCUAUUAAAAUGUCGAUAUUGUUCUUAAUUAAAAGAAAAUACAAAAGCAAGUGAAUGGU
This is a messenger RNA of Syngnathoides biaculeatus (alligator pipefish), 4553 nucleotides long. RefSeq names its product protein tyrosine phosphatase receptor type C (gene ptprc). Bases 366 to 4052 code for a protein of 1228 amino acids. Lineage: Eukaryota; Metazoa; Chordata; Actinopteri; Syngnathiformes; Syngnathidae. Gene Ontology annotation, molecular function: protein binding; protein tyrosine phosphatase activity. The transcript is spliced from 31 exons. The record is from RefSeq and is a predicted model, not a curated record. Gene Ontology annotation, biological process: negative regulation of protein kinase activity; positive regulation of peptidyl-tyrosine phosphorylation; protein dephosphorylation.